Messenger RNA from Oreochromis aureus, 1710 nucleotides. RefSeq names its product C-X-C motif chemokine 10-like. Gene Ontology annotation, biological process: antimicrobial humoral immune response mediated by antimicrobial peptide; neutrophil chemotaxis; cellular response to lipopolysaccharide. Gene Ontology annotation, cellular component: extracellular region. The record is from RefSeq and is a predicted model, not a curated record. Gene Ontology annotation, molecular function: CXCR chemokine receptor binding; chemokine activity. Lineage: Eukaryota; Metazoa; Chordata; Actinopteri; Cichliformes; Cichlidae. The coding region runs from base 208 to 474 and encodes 88 amino acids. The transcript is spliced from 5 exons.
GCAAAGCCUUCACACAUAUAUCUGGCUGAAUAUUAACAGUUAUUGAGUUCCUUGGAAAGAGGGAGCGAAGAGAGAAAGGGGGUUUGCAGAGCAGACUUCAUCACAAUCUUUCAAAGGAGAGGGCUGAGCUGAUAGUCUACUCACUAAUCAUAUCCUUCAGAUAUAUAUCGUAUCUCUGAGAUAGUUUAGUUUACAGUUGCAGAAGAAAUGUCUACCAUCAUUGUGGCACUCCUGGUUUUCCUGACUAUCCAUGGAGCCUCAGGUAUCAGUCCUAGAUGCCAAUGCCUCUUUAAGGAGAAAAGGCCAAUUGGACGUUUCAUAAGCACAGUGGAGAUUUACCCUGCAAACUCCUACUGCAAAAGCACUGAGAUUAUUGCCACUCUCAAGAAGGAGGGGCAAAAGAUUUGUCUGGACCCCAAUGCUCCAUGGGUCAAACAAGUGCUUAAAAGUAAAAAGAUUAGGCAGACACCUUGAAGAAUAUACCUUCCCUGAUUUGGCUAAGAUGGACAGAGGAUAGACACAUGGAAAAUAGGUAUAAACAAUCCUGCUUCUACACCUUCAAACAGAACCCAGUUUAUGUUCUAUAACUGCAGUCUGUGCUUCUGUUUUCACUUUACAGCACUUAACUGUGUUCUCUUACUAUUCUUGUCAACUAUCGGUGUUUGUAUUUCCUUAAAAAUAUAUCCUUAUAAACAUUACAUGUUCAUUUAAUACAUUGUGGGGAAAAACCUUAUUAACUAACGGUAAGGAGGGACUAGAUAGUGGGCAAUGAGGUCAGAGCGCAAUAGCAAGUCAUGAAAUGGGUUUAAACAUUUAUUAGAAGAGUUGGCAUUUAAUGGUUUGUUUUUGUUUGCUUGUAAGGUUUUUUAAGCAAUAAAGGGAUUAAUAGUAUUUUUUUUUCACAUUAGUACUGUCCCAUUUCUCCAUCUCUGAAUAUAACAUGCUAUACAUCUAAAACUCAUCAUACAGUAUAACUCACCAAAUUCAGUUUUCUUAAAGCAUAUUAAUAAAAAAUAAUAAGAGGAAGAGGAAGUCUUGCCUGGGAAAGUAUUGUGUUACAUUGAACCUUGUUUCUGUCUAGUUUUUUUUUUUUUCAUCCUUUUGCAAAGAUAUAAACACUGUGUGACUGUUACAUGUGCUGUGCUACAUACUAUACAUUUUGUCAAGGACAUUUUUGCUGUCUUUGCAAUGUCAGGAAAAAAAAUGUGGAAAAAUAUAUCUAUUCAUUCAUUUUCUUAACUGGUUGUCCAAUGCAGAGUCAUGGUGGGGCUAGAAUCCUGCCCAAAAUGUCAUAGGGUGAGAGGUUGACAUGUACACUCUGUUCAGGUAUAUCGUCCAUUGCAGGGUAAAGCAAAAAGGAGAAUUUCUUGGAUUGUGUCAUGUAGACUGUGGCACAUGGUGAGACUACAUUUUCAGUGGAAGGAGAUUGCCACUUCUUGGACAAAGAUGCAUACCAUUAGGAUUGUCUCAUUUACUGAAUACUUCUAUAGUAGCUGAAAGCCAUUCAAAAUUAAACAGUUUUUACUGUGCCCUUUUCAAGAAGAAUCCUUGGCCGGUGUAUAACCAUAGUCAGCUUCUUCUGAGCUGACUGCAGAACAACUAGUAUUUUAGUUUUGAACACAGUAACAAAGUUAAGAAUAAAAAAAUAUACUAUGUGCUUGUUUUGUAUCAUCACUGCUGCUUUGAAUAAAGGCUUAUGAAUAAAGGAAA